Hyaloperonospora brassicae is the source of this 558-nucleotide messenger RNA. The record is from the annotation of a GenBank genome assembly. Lineage: Eukaryota; Oomycota; Peronosporomycetes; Peronosporales; Peronosporaceae.
AUGAGUGCCAACGACGUGCCCAGGGACCUGACGAAUGACGACGAGGUCUCUGCCUACAUCAAGCGAAAGAUUCGCGUGUUCCACAACUUCCCCAAUCCGGGCGCGGACUUUAGCGAUGUCACGUCGCUAUUGCUGGACCCCGUUGCUUUCCAGUUUGCCAUAGAUGCUCUGAAACAGCGCUACGUCGACCAGCGCAUCACGCACGUGGUGAGCUGUGAGUCGAGAGGGUUUAUAUUUGGCGCCCCCGUCGCGCUGGCUCUGCAAGCCGCGUUUGUGCCAGUACGACGUGCCCGACGGCUGCCCGGUGAUGUCGUGGGUUUAGAUUACGUCUCUGGUUUCCACUCGGGUCGCAUGGAAAUCCACCAGGACGCCAUCACGCGCGGAGAUCGCAUUGUGAUUAUUGAUGACCUCGUGGCAUCGGGCAAGACACUGAAAGUGACGGUCGAGCUUGUGGAACAGCUUGGUGGACACGUUGUCGAAUGCGGCUGUGUGAUCAAUUCGCUGCAGUCGACGCAAUCGCUUUUGCACGUUCCGCUCUACUGUCUCACUCAAAUGUGA